AUGUUGGAAAGGUUCGUGGGCCCGCACUACCGCCAGCUGGCCAGAAACUGGUUACCCACAGUGGGCAUGUGGGGCACCAUGGGAGCCAUGGGGCUGGUGUGGGCCACUGACUGGCGGCUGAUUCCGGACUGGGUGCCCUACAUCAGCGGCAAGUUCAAGAAGGACGAUUAA
Molecule: messenger RNA, 171 nt
Organism: Lipotes vexillifer (Yangtze River dolphin)
Lineage: Eukaryota; Metazoa; Chordata; Mammalia; Artiodactyla; Lipotidae
Source: RefSeq, a predicted model, not a curated record